This is a messenger RNA of Colletotrichum navitas, 2086 nucleotides long. RefSeq lists its product as uncharacterized. The record is from RefSeq and is a predicted model, not a curated record. The coding region runs from base 214 to 1761 and encodes 515 amino acids. Lineage: Eukaryota; Fungi; Ascomycota; Sordariomycetes; Glomerellales; Glomerellaceae. The transcript has a single exon.
CUCGGCUCCCCACUCCCCUUCCAAUAUACAAAACCUCUUCACACUUCCUCGCGACUUCCCAUCACUUCACACUACUCUCUCUACACCAGUUGAGACUCCCGUAACGCUUGCCAUUCAUCCCGCGCUUUGCAGCUUCACCUUGAACCUUCUGUCGACCGGUCUUUCGGCGUCUUAUAUCCACCGAGACAUUCAGCAGUAACACAUCUCGACGCAAUGGCUCGUGCAGCUUCCCGUCGGCAGGCCAAGCCCGAUCCCUCGCCGGCGAUCAACCUCAUCGGCAAGUACGGUCGAGUUUCCAAGACGCAGCCUGUUCCCGAGGACAGUUCUGUGAAGAAGGUCUUCUAUAUCCAACUACCCAGCUCUCGCCCAGUUACGACAGUGGACGUCACGACGGAGAUCAAGAUCGAAUCCAGCCCCGAGAGAACCAUUCCUCCCACGCCAAGCUCCUCUAGAAAGCGCAAGGCUAGAUCCAUUGAAGACGAAAUCCCCGCUAGGCAAACCAGGAACAACGUCCUGUCGCCUGAUGUUCUGAAGCGUCAGCGACUCUGCAAGGAUGAGCCUGUUCCUGUCAAGGAGGAGCCCACGUCGGCAACAACCACCCUCUCACCCCGGAACACAUCGUCUACUCUUGCCGACACCCGCCGAAAGACACGCAAGUCGGACGUCAUUUCCCAAGCAAAGUCCGAGGUCCGCAAGGCCAACCAAAAGGUCAAGCGGUCGAGGAACCACGAUGCAUCCGCCAAGCCUGAAGUUAAGGAGGAGCCGGCCAGAAAGCAACUGCCAGCCGAGCUCCUUGAGCUUCUGAGCCUCCAGCGGGCGAUUCUGAAGACCGUCUCCCUCCAACUGGUGCACCAAAACAACAACACACCCCUCGACAUCAGCAGCAUUACACCGCACGUCGCCCGCACCUGGGGCAAGCGGAGGGUCACAGUCGACGAUAUCCGAACAUGCAUUGCAAUCCAGGACGCGAAUCCUGCUGACCGGAAAGACGGAUUCAUGGGCUCCCCCUUCAUCGUGACGGACUACGGGCGCGGCAAGCUCUGCCUCGAGAUGGACCCGACCAAGAACGCCAGCCGCGUCGAUGAAGAUCAGCUGUGCAGGCAGUUCGAGGAGAACCUGCACGUCAUGUGCGCCCAGCGAGCCACGGAUGAGAUGUCCGAUCUGGACCUGUGCUUUGAGAGCCUGACCUUUGACGACCUCCCCAAGUCCGACAUCACCGUCCGCCACACCGCCAUCUCCCAAAACCCCGUGUUCGCCAAAGGCCAGCGUGCCCUGAGCGCGCUCAAGGACGGCAUCCUGCAGAAGAAGCAACAGAAGGAGGCACAAGUGGCGGCCACAAAGUGCCCGGCUCUUAAACCCGACGGUACCAAAAUGAGUCUUCUCGACAGGUUGCGCGCCAAGGAAGAGGCCAACGCCCACAUCCAGCUGCCCAGCGGCCCCGAGCUUGCGAGGCAGCGAGCGCUGGCACGUGCCGUUGACAUUGCUGCCAUCAUCUCGAUGCUCGUCUCUUCGUCGAACGCGGCUGGCCAGCCGGUCAUGUCGUUUACGAUGCCCGUUCUGCAGCAGAAGCUGAAGGAUUCCGUGCGGGUGCCGAUGCCCGUGGAAGAAGGUAUCCAGACGGUGCAUCUGCUCGCCAACGAGGUUGCGCCUGAGUGGUUGAGAAUAGCCAGCCUAGGCGGCAAGGAGCACGUCGUCGUCCAGACAAGACGGAAGCCGUACGAUACGGAGCUCGCCGCGCGGGUGAAUAGACUCUCCGCAUAGAGGGACGAGGAUAAUAGUUGUGCGGGAUAUAUGAGAGGUUUUCUUGUUUUAUCUUUGGAAUGGAUAGAUGCAUGGUAUGGCGUAGCAUGGCGUGGUUUUUCGCAUACGGAGUUUGGAAGAUACCACGGAAGAAGAGGCAGUGUAGGUGGGCGUUCGGUUCUUCGGGGGUGUGUCUGUUGGUCUAUGUCCAGCGGCCUACCAAUUCAUGGGUCAGAUGGACAAGUCACUGGUUUAGAUAUCCCAAAUGCUGAGAAAAACACACACACACACAGACAGACAGACAUAUGUAUAGACAAAACACUGCGGACGGGACGCAGAUAAUGGA